AUGUCACCAUUGACGCGUAGACCGACUUGGCUUGGCGUCUCUUUCCUAGCGCGUCUCCUUAUCGAUAACAACCUCCCGCUCCUGCCCUGCGACUUUGCGGCGUCCGACCUGACUUCGAAAACACAAUUAAAAACAACAUCACAAAGGGAGUGCUGGGUUGGCGACUAUAGUGCCGGAGGUACCGUGUACACUAUGGUGGGACAGCAUAAGGAUUCUGCUCCACCCACCCCGGAUGCGACCAUAUCAGCAAGACAUUCCUCCGUUGAUCACGUCCGCAAUUUGCGUCACCAAAACGGUACGCCGGUACAGACCUCGCCACACGUAGAUUCUCCCGAAGAUCCUGAUGCCACAACUGCUCGCAUCAACACCGAAAUCACAUCACUCCUCCGACGACAGAAAACCCCCCACAGCCGUUACCCGCCCUUCCACAGCGGCAAUGGUACAUAUACACACGUCCUCAGACCAUCCAAAGUGAAGAAGACGCUGGCGGAACAGAAGGAAGAUCCGAGCACGCUACAAGUACUCCCGCUAGCGCCCAGUGCUCGUUCAGAUCGAUCCGCGAGGAGUCGGGUAUCUGCUCUCCCGGACGAAGUAACAGCUGCGUUUGAGAUCUUGAGAAAAGCGCUUGCAGACAAAGAGAAGAUUAAGUCUGACACUCUGUCACCCUUUGAUCGCUUUCAGGCGCUUCCUCUUCCAAAUCAAGGCGUAAGAUUCUCAGACCAUGGUGGCAGUGAUGACACGACGAUGAACGGAAUAUCCAGUGAUGGAGAGCGGAGGAACGGCUGGAUUUCGUUGCCAUCCUCGCGCAAGAACAGUGUUGCAGACUCUCUAUCAUCGGGCAUCACACCGCAUUGGACGGCUCCCGCUCAGGGUGGAAGCGCCCAAGCAGCGCAGUCUCCGGCGUACAUGCUGAAUGUUCCUAGAAGCAAUGUUGGGCAAAAUGCACCGCCUUCGAACGGUAUCACUAGCCUUGCAGAAGGUCGAACUACAACCGGUGAGCACAACAUUCCCAGCGGACCGAACAACAAUGCUCGAGGAAGUGAUGUCGCCUACAAUCCGUACCGCGAUCCGCGCAGAAGAGGCCGUUGA
Messenger RNA from Westerdykella ornata, 1089 nucleotides. RefSeq lists its product as uncharacterized. Lineage: Eukaryota; Fungi; Ascomycota; Dothideomycetes; Pleosporales; Sporormiaceae. The record is from RefSeq and is a predicted model, not a curated record. The transcript is spliced from 2 exons. The coding region runs from base 1 to 1089 and encodes 362 amino acids.